Messenger RNA from Adineta ricciae, 4980 nucleotides. Lineage: Eukaryota; Metazoa; Rotifera; Eurotatoria; Adinetida; Adinetidae. The record is from the annotation of a GenBank genome assembly.
AUGACCUGCAUAAACUCAUCAGAUACACGUGAAACUCAACGAGGCGCUCUACUUGAAAGGUCAAACAUUGAACUAAAGGAUAAACAACGGCGACGCAAUAUUACUCUUGUAUCUACUUUAUUCACAUGCAUAGUAAUGGUUGUUGCUAUCACGAUAGUGUGUUUAAAUACAUCACAUAUAGAUAAUUCAUGCGAAUCAAAAUUUAAAUCAGUCAUAAGUAAUAAUUCAUUUCAACAAAAUUCACAUCCACGUUCGAUAACUAUUGGUGAUCUCAAUAAUGAUCUAUGGUUGGAUAUUGUUGUUAGCAAUUCAGGAACGAAUACUAUUGGUAUAUUUCUUAAUUAUGGCAAUGGAACUUUUGAACAACAAAUGACAUUUCCAACAGGAGAUAAUUCUAUGCCACUUUCCGUCACUUUAGCUGAUUUCAACAACGAUACUUACUUAGAUAUUGCUGUUACCAAUUAUAAUACUCACAAUAUAGGUAUAUUUCUCAAUUACAAUAAUGGAUCUUUUCGGAAUCAAAUAACAUUCUCUACUGGUGUUUCUCGUCCAGUAUCGAUCGCUACUGGUGACUUAAAUAACGAUCAGUGCUUAGAUAUUGUUGUAGCUAAUAAUGGUACUAAUGAUAUAAGUUUAUAUUUCGGNUUCAACAACGAUACUUACUUAGAUAUUGCUGUUACCAAUUAUAAUACUCACAAUAUAGGUAUAUUUCUCAAUUACAAUAAUGGAUCUUUUCGGAAUCAAAUAACAUUCUCUACUGGUGUUUCUCGUCCAGUAUCGAUCGCUACUGGUGACUUAAAUAACGACCAGUGCUUAGAUAUUGUUGUAGCUAAUAAUGGUACUAAUGAUAUAAGUUUAUAUUUCGGAUAUGGAAAUGGAACUUUUAGACAUCACAUAACAUAUGCUACUGGUUAUGAUUCAUUUCCUUACUCUGUAGUCGUGGUUGAUUUAAACAAUGAUCAUUAUUUAGAUAUUGUCAUAGCUAACUAUGGUACUGAUAACAUAGGCAUAUUUCUUGGCUAUGGAGAUGGUAAUUUUACCACGCAAAUAACUUACUCAACCGGUCCACGAUCUAAUCCUUAUUCAAUCGCUAUUCAUGACGUUAACAAUGACAAAUAUUUAGAUAUUGUUGUGGGCAAUUCUGGAACGAACAAUGUUGGUGUAUUCCUUGGUUAUGGAAAUGGAAGUUUCGCAUUACAAACAUCGUAUUCGAUAUAUCCAUCAUUUUCUCCACAUAUGAUUAUUGUUGGCGAUUUCGAUGAAGAUACACAAUUGGAUAUCGCUGUUUCGAAUUAUAUAGACAGUAUAGCUGUGCUUAAGGGAUAUGGAAAUGGAAAUUUUUCCAUACCUACAAUACACUCAACUGGCAAUAACUCAGGCCCAUUUGGAAUGGCUGCUGGUGAUUUCAACAAUGACAAUCAAACGAAUAUAGCUAUUGCUAAUUUUCUUGUAAAUAAUAUACUUAUACUUAUCGGAUAUGGGAUGAUACCAGCAACAAGUCCAAAAACAUAUUCAACUGGAAAUAAUUCACUUCCUGUUCAAAUCGUUAGUGGAGAUUUUAAUAAUGACACUUAUCUCGAUCUGGUAACUGUCAACUCGGGUACUAGCAGUAUCAGUAUACUUCUUGGAUAUGGAAAUGGAAGUUUUCACGAAUAUGUAUCAUAUUCUGGUGGAUAUCGUGGCACUCCGUAUGCUCUUACCACCAGUGAUAUAGAUAACGAUGGGCGACUAGAUAUUCUUGUUGGUAAUUCAAAAUACGAAACGCUUGGAAUUCUAUAUGGAUAUGGCAAUGGAACUUUUGAGACAGUAGUCGCAUUAUUUACUGGAGAUUUAUCAGCGCUUAGGUGUGUUCUUGUGGAGAAUUUCAAUAAUGAUGAUUAUCUUGACAUUGCUGUUGCCGAUUAUGGUAGUAGUCAUAUAAGUAUUUUUCUAGCCUAUGGAAAUCGAACUUUCGGAAAUGUAACCAGAUAUUCAUCCGUAGAUGCUUCGCGUACAUUUAGUCUAGCUUGUGGAGAUCUCAAUCAUGAUGGAUAUAAAGAUAUUGCUGCUGCAAAUUACGCUAGUGAUAAUAUAAUUAUUCGUUGGGGAUCAAUCGAUGGUACAUUUACAUAUUCAACUACUUAUUCAACGGGAAUAGGAUCUGUUCCAUAUAUGCUUACAGUUAUUGAUAUAAAUAACGAUAAUUACUUAGAUAUUAUCGUCGUUAAUUCUGGUACUAACAAUAUAGGUAUAUUUUUUGGAUUCGCCAAUGGUAGUUUCAGCACUCAACAAAUACAUCCAACAGGCUCAUAUUCUGCUCCAUAUUGGGUGUAUGUUGCCGAUUUUAAUAAUGAUGAUAUUCUGGAUCUUGCUGUUGCAAAUUCUAAUGCACAGAGUGUAGUUAUAUUGCUUGCAAAUGAACAAGGAAAUUUUGGUAGUCAAACAACGUGUUCAACUGGUAUCAAUUCACAACCAUGUGCAAUUCUUGCUGGUGAUUUUAAUAAAGAUAAUAUAUUAGAUAUUGCGGUAGCUAAUUUUGGCACUAGUGAUGUNUAUGUUGCCGAUUUUAAUAAUGAUGAUAUUCUGGAUCUUGCUGUUGCAAAUUCUAAUGCACAGAGUGUAAUUAUAUUGCUUGCAAAUGAACAAGGAAAUUUUGGUAGUCAAACAACGUGUUCAACUGGUAUCAAUUCACAACCAUGUGCAAUUCUUGCUGGUGAUUUUAAUAAAGAUAAUAUAUUAGAUAUUGCGGUAGCUAAUUUUGGCACUAGUGAUGUUGGUAUAUUACUUGGGCAUCCUACUAAAUAUUCCACGAAUUCUACAUUUACAAAUGGGAUCACUAAUCCCGUGCCUAUAUUAUUAGGAGACUAUUACGUGGGUUUUCGCAAUCAAAAGAUCUAUUUAACUGGCUCUAGUUCUCAACCAUAUGCGAUUGACAUUGGUUAUUUUAAUAAUGAUACCCAAAUCGAUAUGAUCGUUGCUAAUUCAGGAAAUCAAAAUGUUGGACUAUUGCUUGGAUAUGGUAACGGAAGUUUUGCCACUGAAAUAGUCUAUCCAAUUGGUACUGGUUCCAAUCCAGAAGUUGUUAUUGUUGAGGAUUUCAAUAAAGAUAAUCGAUCGGAUGUUGCUAUUACCAAUUCAAAUGAUGACAGUAUUAUUAUACUUUUAGGCAAUGACAAUGUCAAUUUCACAAAACUAACAUAUUCUACUGGUCAGGCAUCGAAUCCAAGCGCUUUUGCAACUAGUGAUUUGAAUGAAGAUGCAUAUAUCGAUCUUAUUGUUGCAAAUCAAGGAACCGAUUCCAUCGGUAUAUUCUUUGGGUUUGAUUACAUAUCUUUUACAAAACAAAAACCAUAUGAAACUGGAGAUGCUACAGGUCCAUAUGCGAUAGUCGUUCAUGAUUUCAACAAUGAUGAUUACUUAGAUAUUAUGUGUGGACUUUAUAAUACGAAUAAUGUCGGUGUUUUUCUAGGAUAUGGUAACGGUACUUUUGGACCAAUGACAACAUAUGGAUACGUACCUGCUGGACGUCCUUGGUCAAUUGCUGUUGGUGAUUUGAAUAGAGACGGUCAAUUAGAUGUUGCAGUAGCAAAUUGGGGUGCUAAUUGUGUUAGUGUCAUGUUUGGAUAUGGAAAUGGAAGUUUUGCAGAGCCUGUCUUGUAUUCAACUGGUAGUCGACCAUUAUCAGUUGCCAUAGGUGAUUUUAACAAUGAUAAAUAUCUGGAUAUUACCGUGGCAAACUAUGGUUCAAAUAAUAUCGAUGUACUUUUUGGAAAUGAAAAUGGAACAUUUCGAAAAUUAACAACACUUUCAACCGGGGCAGGUUCUCGUCCGUAUUCGGUUAAUAUUGUCGAUAUCAAUAAUGAUACUCAAUUAGAUAUAAUAAGCGCUUGUGGAGGACUUGAUAGUGUUAGUGUGUUUCUUGGAUACGGUAAUGGUAGUUUUACAGAACAAAUAACUUCUUUUGUUGGUCUUGGUUCUUAUCCAUGGUAUGCCGUCACUGGUGACUUCAACAAAGAUGGACAAUUAGAUGUUGCUAGCGCAAACUACGGUAGAGGUGAUAUCGGUGUAGCCUAUGGAUACGGGAAUGGUAGUUUUGGAAAUUUGCAAACAUAUUCCACAGGUAUUGGCUCUAAUCCAACACAUGUGCAGAUCAGUGACUUUAAUAGUGAUAGUUGGUUGGAUAUUAUUACUACUGAUGAAAAUAGGAAUAGUGUAGGCAUCUUCUAUGGUUAUAGUGAUGGAACAUUUGCCAGUAUGUCGAUAGUACCCAAUGAAGAACUUUCUCGUGUAUAUGGUGUUGCAAUUGGUGAUUUUAACAACGAUAAAAAGUUGGAUUUCACUAUCACAAAUAAUGCUAAUCAAGAUAUGAUCGUAUUUCUUGCAUCGGGUGCUGAGCCUUUUGGAGGACAAACAACAUUCGCCGUUGGUGAAGGCUCUCAUCCUUCUUCGGUAGUGAUUGGUCAUUUUAACAAUGACAGUCAACUCGAUAUUGCUUUAACCAAUUCUGGGACCAACAGUAUAGGUGUAAUGCUUGGAUAUGGUAACAGAAUGUUUUCAAAUGUUAAAAUAUAUCCGAUUGAUAAUUUUUACCCAUUGUCAUUAGCUAUCGGCGAUUUUAAUGAUGAUUCUGUGACAGAUAUUGUCGUUGUCAAUCCAGACAAUGAUAAUAUUGUCAUACUUAUUGGAUAUGGUGAUGGAAGUUUUUUUACUUUGAUAACUUAUUCGACGGGGCCUAGUUCUCAUCCAAUAUCAGUCGCUGUAGGUGACUUUAAUAGAGAUGAACAACUAGAUCUUGUAGUGGCAAAUUUUGGUACAAACAAUGUAUGUAUACUCAAUGGUUUAGGUAAUGGAACUUUUACUAAUCAAACGUGGUUUCCAAUGGAAUAUGAUUCUCGACCACGAUGGAUUGUCUUUAAGGAUUUGAAUGAUGAUAGUUGGAGUGAUAUAAUCGUCACAACCUAUGGUACAAACAAUAUAAAAGUUCUUUUGAAUCUCUGUUAA